AUGUUUAGAUCCGUCUCACUAGCUUCCUCUGUCCUUACUAUUGGAUUAAUUGCUACACACAAACCCACAGCUAUCAAAAAUGAGUCAUCAUCAUCAAAGAGAAAUUUCUACGAGGAUGAUGCCGAGAUUAUUCCACUUCCUGGGACUGUGGUUCCAGCACCAGCUUCAGAAAUCAAUUCAUUAGGUGAAAAUAGGCUUGUUGAUGGGAUAUCCGUACGAACCACCAAUUCAACUGAAAGUUUUUUCAAAAGUGCAAGGGAAUUCACUUCAGCUAGAAUAAAUGAUUUGUCAAAUUGGGUAAACAAAAGCUACACCAAAUUCAACAACACGGAGAGAUUUGUCACUUCAACGGUCAGUGACUUACAUUAUAAGAAGGAAGAUCUUUUACCAAAUGGUAUAUACGUUAUAGUUGCAGCUUUGGCGGGAACAAUCGCAGCAAGACCUCGUGGAAUGAUAGCUAAAAUCACAUUCCCAGUGGUAACCGGGUUGGCAGCUUUCAAGUACUUUUUACCAGUAACAUUUGACAACACGAGGGAGUUUACAUGGAGAUUGGAGCAAAAAAAUGUUCCACAAAUAGCAAAGCAACAGGCUGAUGCUUACAAUAGUGUUGUUGGAUUGGCUAAGUCAAUCGAAGAUGGUGCAGAGCAUAGUGUCAAGCGUGUAGAAAAUGGAGCACAUUCUAUGAAGCAGUCCAUUGCUAACAUCACUGGACUCAACUUGGAUGAGGAAGUGUCCAAGAAGAAAUAG
Messenger RNA from Lodderomyces orthopsilosis Co 90-125, 747 nucleotides. RefSeq lists its product as uncharacterized. Gene Ontology annotation, biological process: cristae formation. Gene Ontology annotation, cellular component: mitochondrial crista junction; MICOS complex. The coding region runs from base 1 to 747 and encodes 248 amino acids. NCBI's taxonomy places the organism in Eukaryota, Fungi, Ascomycota, Pichiomycetes, Serinales, Debaryomycetaceae. The transcript has a single exon. The record is from RefSeq and is a predicted model, not a curated record.